Cajanus cajan (pigeon pea) is the source of this 3775-nucleotide messenger RNA. Its product is annotated as zinc finger CCCH domain-containing protein 53. NCBI's taxonomy places the organism in Eukaryota, Viridiplantae, Streptophyta, Magnoliopsida, Fabales, Fabaceae. The record is from RefSeq and is a predicted model, not a curated record. Gene Ontology annotation, molecular function: metal ion binding; RNA binding.
GGUGGCAUUGACUCGUCCCAACGUAAAGACAUGAUGAGCCAAUGAAACUGAAAGCAGGGGCGUGUCCUUCACUCUCCAAUCAAUGCUAAGUGUCUGAGAGAUUCCGUUGGAGCGUGGGGAGCACAGUCCGAGGUGGGAGAGUGAGAGAGAGCAAAACAAAGGGUGUGUGUUGUGUUCACUGAUCAACACUUGAACCUGUUGUGCUCGGGAAAGAAAUGAAAGUAAAUAUACACUAAAUACUAGUAGUAAUAGGGAGGAGUGUCAGAGGUUAGGGGCAAGUGAAGUUGAACGUGCACUAUUUUUGUAUUUGAAGCAGGGAUCUGGAUCCGCUCGAACAAGCACACAAUACAAGGGGACACAACACGCACGCUCUCUCGCGCUUGUUCAUCAUAAUACAAUACCAUAGUGUUUCAAAGGACAAAGAUAAAGAGGAAGUGGGGGCAUAGUGAGUGAGUGAGUGGGAGAGAGAGAAGAGAGAUAAGAAAAUCUUGGGUGGAUAGUUGUGAGUUGAGACUUGAGAGAGAUAAAAGGGUAAAAUGAGAAUUAGUUGAGUUCUCAACUUCACUACUCACUACUACAAGCCCAGAACCCCAUAAAAGACAUAAGAGGCAAUUGAUGCUUCUGCUUGUAUCUGCAACCAUAUUAUAAACAAGGCGGUGGUUUGGCUUUUCUAGUAAGUUGACCAGAUGGGAAUAUGAGAAAGAAACUCACUGUGCCACCACUCAUCUCAACUUGGUAGGUAGGUAGGGCUCGUGUGUGGUUGAGAAAGAAACUUUACUUGCAACAGGAGUGAGAAAGAUGGCCACUAGAGAAUAGAGAGAGAAAGAGAGAGACUCAACUUGUUAAAAAAAAAAAAAAAACUUGAUUUUUAGGGAUAGGCUAGUUUGUUGGUCGUGGAACCAAGUUGUUCAAACCCAUGGAUGGUUACGAGGCUACUAGAAUUGUGUUCUCAAGGAUCCAAAACUUGGACCCUGAAAACGCUUCCAAAAUCAUGGGUAUGCUUCUGCUUCAAGACCAUGGUGAGAAGGAAAUGAUAAGGCUUGCAUUUGGUCCAGAAGCACUUGUUCACUCUGUGAUUGUGAAAGCUCGCAAGGAGUUGGGUUUACCCUCGAACUCUCCGCCAACACCCUCCACUCCUCCUUCUCCUUCACCCUUUCUCUUCAGGCAAAACUCAACUUCUUCUUCAAGGCUCAGUGCUAUAAACCUCCCUCCUGCACUCACUAUCCCAAACCCUUCUUCAUCUUCUUCUGCUUCUUGGCCUACUGUGACUGAGCUUCAAACCCCUGAUGAUUUGAUGAGCCCCAACCACAUGGUUGUUGGCUCCUCCACUUCUUCAUCUUCCUUACCUUUCUAUGCUAACGGAGGCUCAGAUCCAAUUGAUGACUUUCAACUCCAAGACCAGCUUUCUUUCUUGAAUGAUGGUUCUCCCACUAGUGCUGCUCUUGGCCACAAGAACAACCCUGAUUUGUUUUACCCUCCUCACUCAGACUUGUCUUCAAGCCCUACUUCUGCUGCUGACCCUUCUCUCUUCCCUUCCUAUGGCUGGGGAGGGUCUCUCCACCGCAGGAGUUGUUCAGUCAAUGAUGCUUGUUUGGGCUCUGAGGACCCUAAUUCCGGGUUGGGGUGGAAGCCAUGCCUUUACUUUGCAAGAGGGUACUGUAAGAAUGGGACUAGUUGCAGGUUCCUUCAUGGUGGACUUGGAGAUGGUGAUGGUUCUGCAAUGGUUGGAUCUCCUAGCAAGAUUGAGAUGAUGGAGCAGUGCCAUGAGCUUCUCAGAUCCAAAUCUGCUCAGCAGCAAAGACUGGCUGCUGCUUCCCAGCUCAUGGCCAAUUCCUCUUUUCCAUACUCACCAAAGUGCAUGAAUCUACUGUUGCAGCAGCAACAGAAUGAUACUCAAAGAGCGGCAGCUGCAGCUCUGAUGAUGAGUGAGGAUUUGCAUAAAUUUGGACGAUCCAGGCUUGAAAGGAAUGAUUUUUCUUUGAACAGUCCUGGGAUGGUGAACCCAGCUUCCAGGCAGAUCUACUUGACUUUCCCAGCUGAUAGCACUUUCAGAGAGGAAGAUGUUUCAAAUUACUUUAGCAUUUAUGGCCCAGUCCAAGACGUGAGGAUCCCAUACCAGCAGAAGAGGAUGUUUGGCUUUGUCACCUUUGUUUAUCCGGAGACUGUGAAGCUCAUUCUUUCCAAAGGAAACCCUCAUUUUGUGUGUGAUGCUCGAGUGCUUGUUAAGCCUUACAAGGAGAAGGGAAAAGUUCCUGACAAGUACAGGAAGCAGCAGCAGCAGGUGGAUAGAGGAGAUUUUUCACCUUGUGGUACUCCUACUGGACUAGAUGCUAGAGACCAGUAUGAUCUUCAACUUGGAGGCAGAAUGUUCUACAACACUCAAGACAUGCUGUGGAGGAGGAAGCUGGAGGAGCAAGCUGAUUUGCAGCAAGCUCUUGAGCUUCAAAGUAGGCGGUUGAUGGGCUUGCAACUUCUUGACAUCAAGAAGCAUCACCAACGUGCACUCUCCACUGGAAGUCCAGUUCCUUCCCCUACUCACUCUCCCAACAUGUUCAAUCAAAAUCUUGUUCUUCCUUCCUUUCACAUCAGUUCGGAGGCUCCAGAGGAGAAUGGUUCAAGUUCUGCUGCAGCUAGUACUGCACCGGUUUCUGCUGGUCAGCAGCAGGCGGUCAACGUUUUGGUUGGCAAGGAAGUGGUGGUCAAUGGUGAGAAUGGAUACAGUGAAGGCAAUGGCAAGCAGAGCUCUAGCCAUGAGGAUCGUGAUUUGCAAGAAUGUUUGGAGCAUAAUCUUCCUGAUAGCCCUUUUGCUUCCCCAACAAAAGCUGCUGGAGACUUGAUGGCCCCCUUCUCCAAUGGACCUAAUGAGGCCAUUGAUGCAGAUGCCUCAGCUGCAUCUGCCAACUCUAAAUUUGGCACUAGCACAUUGCUUCCAGCAGCAUCUGCUCUUGACAUGGGGACUUUCAAAUCCUAUAACUGCCAAAUACCAAGGUUCUCUUCUGCCCAUGGAACUAUUGGGAUGUUCGCCGGCACUGGUGGACCGAUUGGCAUUUAGUUUCCUGAGGUUCAGGAAGUGAAAGAUGACUAAACAAUCGAGGACAAAUCUGUAGAGAAUCACCACCACCACCACCACCACCACCAUGACGGGCAUCACCAUCAAUCAUGAAUACUAUACUACUUACUACCAUACAAAAUGCAUACGUAAAAAGCAGUUCAGUAAAGGAAGUGGGGCAGGAAUUCCCUUUCUUUUGUUAGCAUUAUUGUUGUACCAUUUUCUUUCUUUCUUUAUUUCUUUCUUCUCAUAUCUGUAGUAGCCGAAUGAAUGAACCACAGGUUAAAAUAACACACAAAGAAUCACCAGAGUGAAUGUGUAGUAGGAACUCCCUGGCACUGUAAUUUGUUGGAUGCGCUAGUAGUGUAGAUUUGUUAGUCCUAUGUUGUUACUUACAGGUAUGUAUACAGCUGGAGCAGCAGCAUGCAUAGAUGAAGUGGUAAAACAACCGUUGUAUAACUACAAGGCUGAUUCAAAUCCCCCCAUGAUGGGUAACUUGAGUUUGGAGGCCAGAAGUGAGGAGGGGAGUGUAUAAGUAUAAUUGUUAAUCAAUCUUAUUAGCUGUGGGUUAAAGAGGAGAUUUUUACCUUGUUGGAUAUGUUAUGUUAUGUUUGUACUUCUACUUCUACUUUAGUUGUUAUACAGAGUUAUCAACCCCUUUAUAUUACCCAGACAGAAAAGAGAAAGGAAUUAGAAAGAAGAAUCAAAAGUGAGUUUUUAGACUAA